Molecule: messenger RNA, 5244 nt
Organism: Branchiostoma floridae (Florida lancelet)
Lineage: Eukaryota; Metazoa; Chordata; Leptocardii; Amphioxiformes; Branchiostomatidae
Product: guanine nucleotide-binding protein G(i) subunit alpha
Exons: 8
Coding region: 253-1317 (354 amino acids)
Biological process (GO): adenylate cyclase-modulating G protein-coupled receptor signaling pathway
Cellular component (GO): heterotrimeric G-protein complex
Molecular function (GO): G protein-coupled receptor binding; GTP binding; GTPase activity
Source: RefSeq, a predicted model, not a curated record
CCGGGUCCUGUGCCUGUUUCCCGUCAUGCCUGUCGGUGGUUCAGUGGAGAGAAUGGACAAACGGGUGUGGUGAUAUCGCGAUUAUCAACGAUUUUAUCUCUAAAAUCUCCUCAAAACUGUCACAGACACGCCAGGAUUCAGCCGGGGAUCUCCUGCCAUAUUUCCGUGGUGAGCAGAGCUGUCAGGGAGACCAGGGAAGGGCGCAGAGCCGUGUGAAACGCUUGGAGAGGCCGUUGGGUGACGACUGUCGGGAUGGGCUGUGCCAUCAGUGCCGAGGACAAGGCUGCGGCCGAGCGGUCCAAAAUGAUCGACAAAAACCUGCGAGCGGACGGCGAGAAGGCGGCUAGAGAGGUCAAACUGCUGCUGCUGGGUGCUGGUGAAUCUGGGAAGAGCACAAUUGUAAAACAAAUGAAAAUUAUCCACGAAGACGGGUACUCAGAAGAGGAGUGUAUGCAGUACAAGGCCGUGGUGUACAGCAACACGAUCCAAUCUCUCAUCGCCAUUAUUCGCGCCAUGGGGACGCUCAAGAUCGACUUCGGACACACAGACAGAGCCGACGACGCGCGGCAGCUGUUCGCCCUAGCGAGUACAGCGGAGGAAGGUGAGAUGACGCCGGAGCUGGCGGGCAUCAUGAAGAGGCUGUGGGCAGACGGAGGCGUGCAGGCCUGCUUCGGGCGGUCCAGAGAGUACCAGCUCAACGACUCGGCCUCAUAUUACCUGAACAGCCUGGAUCGGCUGGCCGCGGGCGGGUACGUGCCCACGCAACAAGACGUGCUCAGAACGCGUGUCAAGACGACCGGCAUCGUCGAGACGCACUUCACCUUCAAGGACCUGCACUUCAAAAUGUUCGAUGUUGGCGGGCAGCGAUCAGAACGUAAAAAAUGGAUCCACUGUUUCGAGGGGGUCACGGCGAUAAUUUUCUGCGUGGCUCUGAGCGCGUAUGAUCUGGUAUUGGCCGAGGAUGAGGAAACGAACCGGAUGCACGAGAGCAUGAAGCUGUUCGACUCCAUCUGUAACAACAAGUGGUUCACGGAGACGUCCAUCAUCCUCUUCCUCAACAAGAAGGACCUGUUCGAGGAGAAGAUCACCAAGUCCCCCCUCACCAUCUGCUACCCAGAGUACACAGGAUCAAACACGUACGAGGAGGCAGCUGCCUACAUCCAGAUGCAGUUCGAGGACCUGAACAAGAGGAAAGAGACGAAGGAGAUCUACACCCACUUCACCUGCGCCACCGACACCAACAACAUCCAGUUCGUCUUCGACGCCGUCACCGACGUCAUCAUCAAGAACAACCUCAAGGACUGCGGCCUCUUCUAGACUCUCCCUGCUUCUUAAGUCUGUUCUUCUCCUGUACUUUCACUUUUCUGUGCUUUCACUUCCCACCCCGGGGCGACUUGUAACUAGCUUGUUGGGUCCCAAUCGUUCACCGCAAUUUGAAUACGUUAUGUUCUCUUAUAGAGACAUUAUUAUAUGUUAUUAUACUUGUUUCCAGAAACCCUAAUGGAGAUAAUGCUCCAUUUUGUUCCAAUUUUUCUCAAAAAUUGUUUUUUCCACUUUUUUUUUUUUUUCUGAAAACCUAAAUGGACUCAGUACUUCAAACAAUCCAAUGUCAAUGCUGUCUAAAUAGCUAAUGUUAGGCUUACUUAAGUUUUAUGAUUCUUAUUUUGUCCGAAUGAUGCCAAAAUGUUUAGCAUUUUGUAGUCUUCCUGUAAAUAAGCCCCGCCGGUACCGAACUCCCAACAGUGAAAAUGUCUGCUUAUGUUGUCUUCUGGAACUGCCCAACUAACAGGUUAUUGUCUAAUCCUGCCUGGACCAUUGUUGGUAGCCCAAAUCAGGACCCCCGGCGAUUUGGUUGUGACCUCCGUCCGGGCUCUCGUUGUAAGCGCCUGUCCUGAAAAUUUGGGGGCGUAAUUCUCCAGAUGUUGUUUUAUGUUGACGGGUAGAAAAUGUGUUCCAAGGUCGAAUAGAAACUUCCAAGGUCGUUCCAAUAGUCGAGGCGGUGGUUCCGUGGUAGAAGCGUACUUACUCGUGUCGAUGUCAAUGUUGCCUUAGAGGUCGGCGGCAAAGAAUGGGAUAAUUGACGCUCGUUAAGGCUUGUUAACAAUGACGUGCCACAACAACUUUCAUAGCGCACCCCUGAAAUCUUUCUCAGUCAAAUGUUCAAAAUAGAAAUCUUGCAGAGUGAUAGGAAUUCAGGCUGGGUAUGAUGAAUCCAAAUUUUGUCACAUUUGCUGUUGAAAUAAGUAUAUGAAUUUACAUGAUUAAAAAACUACUUAAGCUUGUGUUGCUCUAGGAGGAGAUUAGUGUCUCCUGUAAUUCCAGAAAUUGUAUCAAAGUUGCAAGUAAAACUUGCAGGUAACAAAAGUAUUCCUUGUAACAACCACUUUGCAGCAUUCUCUCCUUUUGUUAAGUAACAAAACUAGGCAGGAAGAAAAUUUAGCUUAGAACCUUAACACUACACAUUCCAGUUAGAUAUCCGCAUCACCUUCUGAUUUGGACCAAACCAUUCGGGAACAUUUAAUAAAGGUUGCACAAGUCUUCAUUUAUGAAACAGGUUGUUUUUUUACGCACACUGGUAUGGAUAAGUAUAGCUGUCUCUGUUUUGUGCGCUGUAUAUGUGGUGUUGGUAACAAGUCUAGUUUUACUUUGCGUUCGAAGUCUUUACAGUCUUUACAGUCGAGCUUCUCUACAGCCACGUUCCUUCCUACGACAGAAGUAAAGCUGGUAACCUGAUACAGGACAAACAUGCUGAGGUCGGCAUGUAGCACUCUGAACGUGUCACCCGGACAAUUUGGGUGGCACGGAUUGUUUAGGUGACUAAUUUUUGUAGGGACCUUGUUCAGUAACAACCAUUCCUCCUGCCGUUUAGUUCGUUUGUAGUUGGACCAAACAUUUCCGUGGCACGCCAUCUUUAACACCCGCCAGACUCGGACCAAGGUAAAAAAUAUACAACAAAAAUGUUUAAAAUAUGAAGAGUGACUGAUUGUGAAGUCUGUGAUGAGUUUCUCAUUAUGAAAUUUGACAUCGACGAAAUUGUCUGAAAGAAAAACUACCAUAUGAUGUAUGUAGAUUAUAUUGUCAGACAUGUAUCAAUUGAUGUAGUGUUGUCAUAUUUUUGAUAAUAUAUUUUGGAAACAAUUAAUUACUUAUGUGUUGUAAGACCAAGUGUAGUUAAUUAACACCAGGCAUUGUGAAGACUAUAUUUUGCUAUUUUGAUUGACAUGAAUCAAUGCUGUCACUAGAACUACCCUUGAAAUGAACAUGAAUUCGGAAAAUUGAGCUGUACCUGAUUUGGGAAGGGCUUUUGUUGUUUGGAACUGGUCUUAGAUAAUUUUAGAUAUGAUAUUAUAAAAAAAAAAAAACUUGCCACAUGUGACACCUCUCCACUGGUUUUCUCAUAAAAUACUGUAAAUGCAGAAAUUUUAGCGGUGGAUUAAUGUUCGCGGUUUUCUCUGUGGCCACUUCACCGCGAACUUAAAACCACCGCAAACAUUUUUCUAUUAUGGUAUUAGACUGCAGUCUAUGGUGUUACCGCAAAAUUAAAACUAAUGAAAAAAGUCCUUUUCCCCGCUACCGCAAAAUUAAAUUCCCGCAAACUUAACUGCAUUUACAGUAUCCCUCCCCUGGGUAGGGCCAAUUUAAUUUGUUGUUUCCCAGGUUUAAAAUGAGAAUGCAAAACUAGAAGAACAGCAUGAGAGAAAAGGCAGAGAGAACCCUGAUUAACACAGUUGUGAGGUAAAUAGAAACAGAUUCCAAUCUUCCUCCCAACGUUCUGUUUUGGCGAUGUCAUAAGUACGAUUUUUGUAUGUCAAAAUAUGGAGCCAAUGAAGCGGCGUGUGGCAUUUGAAUCAUUUUUCUAACCCAGCGAGUUUAAUGUUGGGAACCCUCGGAAAAAUGCCAUAUUCUGUCUUGUGAUAGAAUAUUUUACACUGGUUGUAAGUUUGUAAGAUUGUUCAGCUGGUGAAAUUCUGUCAGCCCACCCUACCCACAGACAAACUAACCUGUGCAACUCCUACUUCUUUGGUCACCUAUGGUUUGGAAACACUCCAGAAAUUUCAAAAAACGAUGAUUUUAACCAAUCGAUCUUCGUAACUCCGUGUUUCACCAGUAGUUAACGUCAAUGGGGGAAUAUAAAACUGGGCGUUAACAUAUUAUGAAACUGAAUAAGUAACAAAUUGUAUUGAUUUAGAUUUGAAAUGUGGAGUUUGUGACCAUGGUGAUGAGUAGAAACAGUUGUAUGACCUGACGUCUGUCGCCAUGGAAGCUUGUAAUAUAGGCUUAUUUGUGCUCAAGACUUUCUCACAUGCUGGAAGACAUUGUUGACUGACGUUUCUGCACUGCUUGUAAGAAAUGCAGCACUUGAAGGACGACUUCUUGUUUAUUUCACGUGAGACGACAUCGCUGUAUUAAAGCUGGUGUAGUUUGUACAACAUUGGUGGGGGGGAGGAAUGUGCUCCUUGUAAGAAAAAUAUAAGACUUCUUCGCGAAGAUUUUGUCCAUUGCUGUCCUGUGUGUUGCAGAGUUAAGACACUUCUCUGACCUUCGACAUCAUCUUAAGGCAUGCCCAAGAUUGGUGCCGUUAAGGUCAACACAGGAGUGAGAAUUUCUGUGUUUCUCCCCACGAAAUGUACUGCCCACCUUGACUUAACCCGUGUAAUUAACUUCAGAGUGCCCUUACUGAGUACCACAUGUCCGCUGCUGUGUGUAUCAAAAUGGAAACAUCUUAGUAAUAAUCAGCUGUACAAUUGUAACAACUUGUGUGUAGCCACUUCUGGUAAAAUUGUUGAUAUUAUUAGUUAUUAUUUAUUGAAAUGAAUUGAACAUUCCCGCCUGAGAAGGGACCCGAUAUCCUGUACCCACACUGUAACCUCUUGUGUUGUCCGGCGGCAGAACUGUGAUGAGUUGUUAGCCUGUGUCUUCCCCCGUCCCGUCUGUAGAGGCGAGCUGUUGUAUGAAGUGUAAAAUGACCACUUUGUAUGGUAAUCUGUAAGAUAUUAGUGGAGGACAUCCGUGACAUUCUGGUAGUCGUCAUUUUACAAUCAGUGUUAAUCCCUGGCGGCUGCUCCAGCGCAGUUCAGUGGUUCGCGGGGAACUGCUGAAGUUUUUUGAGUUGAAGAGAAAAUAUUGAGAAUCAUUGCACUGGUGUUGACUGUAAUUAGAGCAGCUCGCAUAGCGAGGACUGGAGCGGGUCUGGCAAAGUUGGAUGUUUUCCUCACAUAUUGUAAUAAAAGACAGUAAAACCAA